ACCGACAUGAUGAGCCAAAUUGUGGAAUGGUUCAUGCACCUUUCUCUCUUUCCCUCCCCCCAGCAAGGGACUUUCCGAUUCCACGAGAAGAAACCUUAAUAUUAAACACCGCCAAGAUCAAAUCCAAUUUCGUGAGCGACAUUCUUUGUUUCAUUCAUUACAUCAAUAUCCUCAACUCGACCAGCCAUUUUCAAGUUUCAUCAUCAAUCCUUAAAAAGUCUCAAUCACUCUCAUCAUGAAAUUCUUCUUCGACUGAAGGCAAUGAAAGCUCCGGCGGACCGCUUGUUCUUCAUCUCCUCCACCGCCUGCAAGCAAGCUGAGAUCUUCUUCGCAUCCUUCCAUCGGGUCAGUCAGUUUCUGCUGAUAUUGCCUUUCCGGGCUACCCUUUUCUUCUGGAUUCUUGAAUUUGGGCUGAAAUUUCUUGACUUCGGUUCAAGAAUCUAUGUGGGUCUUUCCUGUUCUGCGCUCAGGAAUGUGAAAGGGAACGUCUUUUCGUUUGGGACGGCCAAUGUGGUUUCGUUCCUUUCUGCUUAGUUCUGCAUACCUUAUUUGCCUCUGCUGCCAAAUUUGCUUCUUCUUCUUCUUCUUUUUCUUCAGUUAGUCAUUCAUCAUUCCUUCCAUUGAACGAAAGAAGUUAGUAUGUUCUUCAGACCAUCUCAUGAUUAUAUCGUAUUAUUAUGUGUAUAUGCUCUUAUAGGAUUUAGAGUGUGGCUUCAAUGUUUAGCAAGAACAAUUAGGAAUGAGCACAUCUAUCAGUUUCUUGGUGGAGAUGUUUAUGCCAUGUGUGUGUGUGAAAUUGGAAAUGUCUAGUUAUUAGACUUUCUUAUUGGCCAUUCUGUAUGUAUGUGAAUUCAUUUCAUUUCGUUUCUUAUUAGGAAUUAAUGCUAUUUGGCUCGUUACAUAAAAGAGAUGCAUAUAUAAUCGGACAUUGAGAUUAACAUAAUCAUGUGUAGUUGUGAUUGGAAAAUCAGGUUUUAGUCGUAUGAUGAUUCAAAUUGGAAUGUUGGAAAUAUCCAAAGUUUGACACUGAAAUUUUGUGGAUCAGAUAAUGGUGAAGUGAAUCCUUGCAAUGGAAGACUGUAUUGACCUGAAUACAUGCAUAUAGCCUAGAAUAAAGAAUUUCACUUGUGAAGUGGGUAGUAAUCGGAUGGGACAUGGUCCAAAUUGUCUUUGGAGGAUUGUUCUACAGCAUAUUAUUGGCAAUGGCCAUAUAGAUAUUUUCUUGUUUUUGGGGUUAAUUAUUGGCAUAUGUUCGUUGUUUAUGGACAUGUCCAUAUGGACCUGAUAUGUUUCUGCAAGUCAUGCUAGACGUUACUUGUUCAAGGUCCCAAAGAUCUUAAAGGGAGUGAGGAAAGCAUGUCCUACAAAGCAAUUUGGCGGUUUCAACUUUAGUUAUUUGUUUUUUCUCAAUCUUUGAAUCGAUAUUGCACUUUCAAUUUUCAACGCCGGUUCCUACAGGGUAGGAUAUUGUCUUUUAUAUGGGAAGUGGAACCAUCUACAGUUUCAGAAGCCGAUUGCAAAAUGUGUCAGAAGAUCUAUAUUUAUUUUUUUCAGAAAGGUGUUUUAGAGAACAUAUGCAAUGCAUAUGAAUACACAUGUCAAACUGCUGAUAACCUCUGAUUUUAAUGUUAAAAGUCCGACCUCAUAUUAUCUCUGUGAUGCUAAAGUCCCACACCUACGUAAUUCAUCAUUCAGCAUUUUUUAUCUCUUUGAGAAUAAACUCUUAAGAAGAUGCAUCAUAUGCAGGAUGAGCCUAUAAAUUGUAACUGAAACCAGGAAAAUGCUUCCAGAGACAAUCACUUCAAUGUUUUUUUCCUGACAAUAUGGUGAUUUACCUUAUAAGCACAAAAGGAGCAAUUGAUCAGUAGGUUCUCUCUAAUGGAGUUAAAAGCGGCAUACAAUCUUGAACACAUGAAUUCAACAUCAGGGACUAUUCAGCAUGACCUGUGGCCGCUUGAUGAAAUCAACCCUAAGAAGGCGAAGUUCCCAUGCUGCUUGGUGUGGACCCCACUCCCAGUGGUCUCAUGGUUGGCCCCUUUUAUUGGCCAUGUUGGGAUAUGCCGAGAGGAUGGGGUUAUCUUGGAUUUCUCGGGUUCAAAUUUCGUGAAUAUUGACGACUUUGCAUUUGGUUCUGUAGCACGGUACCUUCAGCUUGACAGGAAGCAGUGCUGCUUUCCUCCGAACCUAGCAGCCCAUGUUUGCAAUCAAGGGUACAAGCACUCUGAGUUUGGGACUUCCCUCACUUGGGACGAUGCCCUGAGGUCAACCAUGCGCAAUUUCCAGCACAAGAGCUACAACCUCUUCACAUGCAACUGCCACUCAUUCGUCGCUGCCUGCCUCAAUCACCUCUGCUACAGUGGGUCGAUGGAUUGGAACAUGGUGAACGUGGCAGCCCUGGUCCUUUUCCGCGGUCAGUGGGUAGGCCCUACCUCCGUUUUAAGGUCAUUCCUUCCUUUUGUCGCGGUUCUCUGCUCGGGGGUUUUACUUGUUGGCUGGCCCUUCAUGAUUGGGCUAAUGUUGUUCAGCUCGCUCCUAAUGGGUUGGUUCUUGCUGAGCAAUUACUUUGUCAAAUCUCUUCUAGACUGCUGAGAACCUGAAAAAUCCGUUCCCAAGUAUUAAUUUGAUGCUGCUAACAAAGAUGUGCUUUAAUGAGUCUAUCUUAUGCUUCCGGAAUAGAAUGUUAUUCCAGCGUGA
This is a messenger RNA of Punica granatum (pomegranate), 2694 nucleotides long. Lineage: Eukaryota; Viridiplantae; Streptophyta; Magnoliopsida; Myrtales; Lythraceae. The record is from RefSeq and is a predicted model, not a curated record.